This is a messenger RNA of Patiria miniata (bat star), 1787 nucleotides long. RefSeq lists its product as uncharacterized. Bases 705 to 1580 code for a protein of 291 amino acids. The transcript has 2 exons. Lineage: Eukaryota; Metazoa; Echinodermata; Asteroidea; Valvatida; Asterinidae. The record is from RefSeq and is a predicted model, not a curated record. Gene Ontology annotation, molecular function: protein binding.
GAAGUGGUGCGGGUACCGUGGUAGCGACGAAGUCGCAAGCAGGGCUUCAUAUACCGAGCCACGUUAGUGGCGACGGUGAGCUCACGCUAGUGAACCCGAACGGAGUGGGCAGUAGCGCAAGCCUGGAGACUUGUCUCGAGGGUUGCGUGCGAGCGACGAAGUCGCGAGCAGGGCCUCAUAUACCGAGCCACGUUAGUGGCGAUGGUGAGCUCGCGCUAGUGAACCGAACGGAGUGGGGAUAAGUUUCAAAUCUGAUUGGUUAAUUCAAAUAGUACGCUUAAUGCCGAUUGGUUAAUUUAAAUUAUACAGUCGAUGGUGAUUGGAAGAUAAAUGUAUAUGUUUCUAAAUAUAGACACGUCUGAGUGUGUUAAGUAGAAGACGUUUGGGUACAUGACGUGACAGGUAGACUCGGGCGAGUCAAAGACAGCAACAGAAGACGUCGUAGAUGUGACGUCACAAACAAGUUCGGACAAGCCCGGAGGGAACAAUGGGAAUAACCCGUAAUGAAUAGAGAUGCUUCGGACAAGUUAAAACCCGCAACGUAAUAUAAUGGAUUGUUGUGGAUACGAGAGGACUGCGUAUAAAAGUCGGAGCGUUUGUUUUUUGAUGGUCAUUCGUCUGCCUGCCACUGAAGACAUCGAAUUCUCUGCAAGAUAACGCAAUUUUCUGCACGCAAAAUCAAACAAAUUUGCCCUCUAAAAGAGAUGGAUCCAGGACCAAUCGUACCUCCAUCUUCGCCAUCCAUUGGUUUAGAAAAUGGGCCGUUUGAGUGUGUGAAAAAGUUAACUCACACCCAGGUGAAAAGAGGCUGGCGCGAAGCUUACAGCGCAAGUGAGAAGAGACCGUAUUAUUACAACGUUUUCACCCGAGAGAGCCUGUGGGCCAUACCUACCGUCCAACCAGCUCAACAGGAGGAGAGUCAGGCGGACUCCGGGCCUGCACCGGACUUGCUGGCAGCUGCCAUGGCAGAGCUGUCCGGCAAACCACCCAUGAAACUCGCCGAACCCCCGUUCAUCAAGGGAAAACCCGGCAAGAAGAGAAAGUUCAGCCCGGACCCCGAGCAGGAAGAGAACGACAGGAACGCCGUUAGAUUCCACAUUGGAGAGUCUACGAAUCAGGACAUUGUCGAUCGACGGGCACGGGCAAGAAGACUCACCAAGCGAAUCUUGACUAAGCUCAUCACGGACGAGAUACUUCGGCUAGUCUACCGUGCGCAAGAACAACUUGGCUGUGAAGGAUGCGAGGAGGACUGGACAAGUCAAUGGGACCACGCAUGCCUCUUCUUCGGCGUGAAUCCUGAGAACCGCAUCGAUGAUUUCAUGGACGAGCACUUCGAUGAAGCAAUCCAGUCACUAGACACGGGCAGGGUUCUACCUAUGUUUCACGCAGUAGCUGCCCUUUUGGGCGCUAGUUCAUUCAGCGGCGAAGGGGUGGACUUGAACGCCGAGAUAAACCCGAUCAUUGCAGACAUUUUGACCGAAUGGAAGGCUGAUCAAUCAGAUAUUGGCACUUCGUUCUAUACGAUGCUUUUCGAUAACACCACUGAACUUGUUCAGUACACAAUCAAUCUCGUCGAGUAACAUUUGAAAUAAGCAAGAAAGGAGCACCGUUGUUAUAGUCUACUCCUGAACUAAUGUAGUUACUUAUUUUCAAAAGCUAAAAGUUAAUACUGGUUAUUAAUGGUGGUGGGUAAAGUUCCAAGUUUGAAUGAAACAAAAAAUGAAUAAAUAAAAUGAUUGAUGUAGGGCAAACAAAAUCAGAAAGUGUGUGGUGUAUUCAUUUGACGA